This is a messenger RNA of Necator americanus (New World hookworm), 681 nucleotides long. RefSeq lists its product as uncharacterized. Gene Ontology annotation, molecular function: nucleic acid binding. Bases 1 to 681 code for a protein of 226 amino acids. NCBI's taxonomy places the organism in Eukaryota, Metazoa, Nematoda, Chromadorea, Rhabditida, Ancylostomatidae. The record is from RefSeq and is a predicted model, not a curated record. The transcript is spliced from 3 exons.
AUGGAAGAGAUAGCCCCCGCUUCACACCCAGCCGUUCUAACAGCACUAGUCGCCGCGGCCGAAUUCGUCACGAAUUCUCCAUCAACACGUUUGUCUGAGUCAUUGUACGAUUCGGACAAUGGUUGUACAUUCAAGGUGUGCAGUAAUUUCUGCCAGUCUUGGCUGUUCGCUGUCCACCGGAGCAAUGGACUGCUAUCUCUCGGAAUGGUGAAAAAGCUCCGUCAGUGGCUCCCACAUGCACUUAGCUGCUCUCCAGCAGCCGCAGAUUCGACUGGCUGGACACGAUUGUCACUGGAGAUGGGAAAUGGGUCCUCUGCGUCAACCACACCUACAAACGUGCGUGGUGCGCUGGCGACGAAACGACGAGAUAAAAUCCAUGAGAAGAAGGUCAUGCUGAGCGUCUGGUGGGGAGUUCAUGGAAUCUACCGUUUCGAAUUACUGCCGGGCAACACGACACUUACUGCCGAGGUCUACUGCACUCAACUGCAAAGUCUGGCCGACAAGCCUCGCAUGGCUAAUGCUUCAAAUCUUCCCGAAAUGUUCCGACGAGCUACUGGACUUCCUACAUUUAUCACUCAGUGUCUCUCUAGUCGUGGAAACCAGCAAGAUAUUGCAAAGAUGGAAACAGCUCACCUGGCAGACCUGAUUGAUAUUACACGAGUUAUCGCUUUGUUUUGUUAG